Messenger RNA from Macrosteles quadrilineatus (aster leafhopper), 1171 nucleotides. RefSeq lists its product as uncharacterized. The record is from RefSeq and is a predicted model, not a curated record. The transcript is spliced from 6 exons. Lineage: Eukaryota; Metazoa; Arthropoda; Insecta; Hemiptera; Cicadellidae. Bases 35 to 922 code for a protein of 295 amino acids. Gene Ontology annotation, molecular function: acyltransferase activity, transferring groups other than amino-acyl groups.
UGUGUUAGUGUUAGUGUGUUUAAUAUACGUUGAAAUGACGGAUAUUUUUCAGGAAGUGUCAAUAAAUUAUAUACCUAGUCUUGUGGAAGUAUUUAAACAGUCAUUUGAAAACUACUAUCCAUUCUGCCAGUAUGUUGAAAUCAUGGGUGAAUACAACAAUGCGGGUGUAAAAAAUCCAAAACAGACUCUUUACAGAUAUGGAUCACUAAGAACCGGAGUCUAUUUAUUUGAGGCUCAUUUUGAUCUGGGAGACAUGUCGUAUACAAUAUUCCACAUAUUUACUGCAAACACGGAUAAUUCAGAUUUGGAAGAAGCUCUUUCCAAAACUGAGAGGAUUCCUUGGUUUUCCACCAGUUAUGUCUUUCAAGCAACAUUGAAGAGGUUUGCCCCAAUAAUUCGAAAAGUUGCAAAAUAUAAAGGAGUGAAUCUUAAUGGAGUUGAGGAAGAUUUGCUUUGGCUUCCUCUGCAUAAAAGUCUUCUAGUGAGUGAAGUGCCAGAAGACUUAGAGUUGAAGUUUUUAAACCCAAUCCAUGCAGAGUUGAUGGACAAACAAUGGAAGUUUAAGUUUGCUGGCUCUAAUAGAUACCUGGGGAUCCAGAUCGCAAAUAACUUUGGACUGGGCUUGUUCAGAAAACCUGAGGCAAAAAUGCUUUGUUCUGCAGUCACCUACAAUUCAGGAGGGAUUUUUUGCCUAUUCACAGACCCUGAAAGUAGAGGGAAAGGCUAUGGAGAGAUUAUUGUUCGAAGUUUGGCAAAAGAGUUGCACUCAAGACAGAAAGUACCUUUUGCCACAGUACAGAGAGAAAAUAUUCCAUCCCAAAGAGUAUUUGAGAAGAUUGGUUUUGAAGUUUUCAGUGUAAUGGAAUUUAUUUCCCCUCCAAAUUAUUACAAAGACUUUAAACCUGUAACUGUCAAAAGUUAAUGGCACGAAAAAUUAAAUAUAAUAUAGAAUAAAAAAUCUCUUUCCAAACAUACAUUUACAAAAGUAGCACUAGACUUCAUAAGUCUGUCAUCACUAUUCCAAAAGAUUCCAAAAAGCUUCCAUAGCUUGAGAGUGUUUUAUAAAGGAGACUGGUAUAUAAUAAGGUUGACAGCAAAAAUGUAGACCAUAAUCUAUAAAACCAAUGUAGUUUUUAGAUAUAAUUUGUAAGCAGGGCAUAUCAGCUUUACU